Messenger RNA from Electrophorus electricus (electric eel), 2503 nucleotides. RefSeq names its product arginine vasopressin receptor 1Aa (gene avpr1aa). Gene Ontology annotation, cellular component: plasma membrane. The record is from RefSeq and is a predicted model, not a curated record. NCBI's taxonomy places the organism in Eukaryota, Metazoa, Chordata, Actinopteri, Gymnotiformes, Gymnotidae. Gene Ontology annotation, molecular function: peptide binding; vasopressin receptor activity. Gene Ontology annotation, biological process: regulation of systemic arterial blood pressure by vasopressin; G protein-coupled receptor signaling pathway; cellular response to hormone stimulus.
CAUAGGCUGUGCCUAACCGACCCCGUGUACGAAGCGCACCUUUCCCGCGGUGAAGAACAUCUGAAACCAAAGAGCGAACAUUAGUACAACGCCAUGAAAAUCUACAGCCGCAUAAUUUGUUUAAAUCAAAGAUCUAUCUUUAGUUUUAACUUGAACCUAGACUUGGACGAUUUUUUUCUAUAACAUUCCACAAAUUCAGCAAUGGGUUACUCUGGCAAUACUUCUGUGGCUACCAAUGGAAGCGAUCCUUUUGGCAGAAACGAAGAGGUUGCCAAAAUUGAAAUAACAGUUCUUAGCAUCACUUUUCUUAUCGCCGUUAUUGGCAAUAUCAGUGUUUUGGUGGCAAUAUACAAUACCAAGAAAAAGACCUCUCGCAUGCAUCUCUUCAUCAAACACCUCAGCCUGGCUGAUUUAAUGGUAGCUUUUUUCCAGGUUUUACCGCAGUUGUGCUGGAAGAUUACAUUUCGUUUCUACGGACCAGAUUUUCUUUGUAGGAUAGUUAAGCACUUACAAGUGUUGGGAAUGUUCGCGUCCACUUAUAUGAUGGUUAUGAUGACUCUAGACCGUUACAUUUCUAUCUGCCAUCCGUUAAAGACUUUUCAGCAGCCUACACGGAGGUCCUACAUUAUGAUUGGAAGCACCUGGAUCAGCAGUCUUUUUCUAAGCACGCCUCAGUACUUCAUCUUCUCCCUCAGUGAGAUCAAGAACGGGUCCGACGUCUACGACUGUUGGGGACACUUCAUUGAGCCGUGGGGACUCAAGGCAUACGUCACAUGGAUUACCAUCGGAAUUUUUCUGAUUCCAGUUUUCAUUUUAAUGAUAUGUUAUGGGUUCAUUUGCCACAGCAUCUGCAAGAAUAUUAAAUAUAAAACUAGGAAGAGUGUGACGGAGAAUGUGUGUAAGAAUGGGCUCAUUGGAAAUUACUCGGUCAGUAAUGUCUCAACGAUAUCCAGAGCCAAGUUAAGAACUGUAAAAAUGACUUUUGUGAUUGUGCUGGCAUACAUCAUAUGCUGGGCACCAUUUUUUAUUGUGCAGAUGUGGUCAGUUUGGGAUGUGAACUUCCAUUGGGAUGAUUCAGAGAACACCACAGUCACUCUCUCGGCGCUGCUUGCGAGUUUGAACAGCUGCUGUAAUCCCUGGAUAUACAUGGUAUUCAGUGGUCACCUCCUCCAAGACGUCGCGCGUUGCUUUCCGCGCCGCCACAAAAUACGACAAAAGUUCAAAGCAGAACACUCGGACAGCAGUUUACGAAGAACCACGAUACUUAGUAAAAUCCCUACCCGGAGCCACUGUAGUUCGGGCAAAUGGAAAUACAUUGAUAAUUCUCCUAAAUCGAUGCUUCAUUUGUCCAAUUUGCUUGAAACGUAAAUCUUUUUAUUGUUACUUGGCUGAGAAUAAUUUAACGGUGUCACACAAUGAGGACACGUCUUGUAUAUAACUGGAUGAUAUUUACGUUAAAGAGUAAAAUCUAAAGUUAGUUGCGAUAGUUGCGAUCACCAAGUACAAGGUAUUUCCGGUAAUUAAAAAAGGCGACUUAAGCGCAAACACGGUUUAUUCAAGUUAAGUUAAGCCCUUUCACUUUCAUUCCAGUAUAGCCAGGGACGACAAAUCCAAGGUUAUGAAUGUCAUCAUUUGUAAAUUGCAUAAUUGUGUCAGUUAAUUUUGAAUAGAAUUCGCACAAAACACUGCAAGGAAAUAACUAGUGGUAUGAAAUGUAAACAAAUGAACACGGUAUAAUACUACUGUGUGUGAGUUGCUACUCUUUUGUCCUCUGAUAACUGCUCGUUGUUUGUAAGGUUACAUUUCCUCAUCGAGUGUCAGUUGAACUUGGAGCAGCUCUCUCCUUUUCACUCUCCCUCACACAACAUGCUCUUUCAUUCCUCAUCUCACCUAACUGGGUUUUUAAUUCAUUUUUAAUAUUUGCCAUUUUAAUUUCACACAUUUGUUACUUUAAAUUACUCGGUCAGCUGAAGUAAUGUCAGCUACUGUUAGUAAAAACAAUAAUUGUUUAAAUUUGUACUUCAUUCAACUCAAAUAAACCAAGUAAAUCAAAAGUGUUACUUUGAGACACAUUGCAAUUUCAGUAUGUAUUCUAUCUUAAAUACUCUGAGCAUUAUAAUUGUAGUAUAAUCAAAUUAUAUAUUUGCUCAAGACGUUAUAUGAUUUUAUGGGUUUACAGUAGGUUUCAGUAGGUUUAUGGUCAGGAUUUACAGCCCAUGUAUACAAGCUGUUGUUGAUGUACAUAUUGAGUCUAGAAAUAAAUAGCCCAUACAGUUGCAGCAAAUGAAUGGUAUUUUUCUGUACUUCAGAUGUUCUAUAUUUGUAUAAAAAUGUGGUUACCAAAAUGUGUUGUAUCCUAUUUUAGAGGCAUUACAUUGAACAAUAUAAUGCUACUUAAAGUGUUGUUGCUACAGUGUAUGCUGCCAAUGUAUGAUUAUUGCACCACUUGUCAAUAUUGAUAUGUCCAAGUGUGAAAUUCAAUAAACUACAUUUUUUCAUGAAA